UAGAAAACAAUAUCGACUUCCAGGCUUUUUCAUGUCAUCUCUGUCUUGUCUGGGAGCCUUGCGCUAGUCCCGGAACGUUUACUAUCUCCUCCACUUUCCUGUCGUAAGAAACUAGAGGAAACAACGUCCGUUUCCGGUUGGCUCCAGCUGGAAGGUUGAAUAUUGAGUGUCCUGGGAGGUCACAUUGCUGUCAGCACUUGGGAAGCAGAGGAAGAUGGGUCUCUGUGCUUUCAAGGCCAGCCUGACCUGCAAGUUCCAACACAGAGAAAACUACUUUACUGAUGUCACCAAAUAAUAAUAAAGUAAUGGAUGAAGUGUUUCAUUCAAAGCUACAUGGCUGCUGGACAUGGUCACGAACACGGACAUGGUCAUGGUAAAAUGGAACUUCCAGAUUACAGACAGUGGAAAAUUGAAGGGACGCCAUUAGAAGCAAUGCAGAAGAAGCUUGCUGCACGAGGGCUGAGGGAUCCAUGGGCUCGCAAUGAGGCUUGGAGAUACAUGGGCGGCUUUGCAGACAAUAUCACCUUCACGAGCGUAAUGUUAAAAGGAUUCAAAUGGGGGUUUGCUGCGUUUGUGGUAGCUUUAGGGGCCGAGUAUUUCCUGACUUCCCAUGAGGAUAAGAAGCAUCACUGAAGAGAGCACCUGUGACGUCUUCCAUGAAAAUAAGAUUUCUCUCACCAUAGCAUCCUUGGCUGUGUGUCUGUCCUUGAAAGAAUAUUGUAUGGUUUAAUAAAGCAAGAAAAACUGUG
Molecule: messenger RNA, 749 nt
Organism: Rattus norvegicus (Norway rat)
Lineage: Eukaryota; Metazoa; Chordata; Mammalia; Rodentia; Muridae
Source: RefSeq, a predicted model, not a curated record